GCGACAUUUCCCAAACACUCUGCAUUGAAGAAGAAGUACAAAAGGAUGCCAUCUAUCACCAGAACUUCAGGUGAGAACGGCAAUGUCAGCGAGACGAAGAAGCGCUGCGGGGAGCCGGAGCCGCCGCUAGCGUCCCUGGAGGAAGCGGCCGAGAGGGGCAGCAGCAUGGAAGGGCGCGCCGCCGCCGAGGAAGAGAACGGGGGCAGCGCCGGGGAGCAGAGCGCGCCGCAGCCACCCUUGCCGGCGCCCUGCGGCUUCAGCUCCUCGCUGUGCUUCAGGUCGGCCGGCAGCGCAGACAAAGCCGCGCCGACGGAGCCCGACGCCGCCUCCUCUUCCUCUUCCUCCUCCUCCUCGUCCUGCAGCAGCGGCAACCGGCGCGUGGUGCAGAGCCAGUGGGAGAUCAACAGCGCCGCUUCCGAAUCGGAGGAGGAGGAGGGCGGCGGCGGCGGCCCGACGGGCGCGCUGGGCCCCGCGCAGGCGGCGGAGGAGCCGGACCUGGUGAUCGAGGUGUCCGGGCGGCGGCUGCGGGCGCACAAGGCGGUGCUGGCGGCCAAGAGCGACUACUUCCGCGCGCGCUCCUCGCGGGAUGUGCUGCGCCUGAAGGGGGUGAGCUUCGGGGCGCUGCGGCUGCUGCUGGAGUACGCCUACACGGCGCGCAUGGGCGAGGUGCGGCACGACAACCUGGCCGAGGUGGUGAGCGGCGCCCGCGUGCUGCAGAUGCCCUGCGCCCUGCACUGCGCCGCCGAGGCCAUGCGGGCCCAGCUGCGUCUCGACAACUGCUUGCAGCUGCUGGGCCUGGCCAAGAAGCAGCGGCUGGCCGAGCUACGGGAGGCCGCCUACCGCUUCAUGAGCGACCACUACCUGCAGGUGCUGCGCGAGCCCGCCGUCUACGGCCGCCUGAGCGGCGCCGAGCGAGACCUCAUCCUGCAGCGCCGCCUGCAGGCCGGCAAGCCCUGCCUGCUGGUGGCCGAGGUGAGUGACGCCUUCGAGCGCCUCAACGCCGGCAGCCGCCCGCAGAGCCGCGAGAGCAGCCGCCCGCAGAGCCCCUCCUCCGUGGUGUCCCUCGACGAGAGCAGCUACCUGCUCUACAGCUACCAGGAGGCGGCCAAGGAGUGGCGGGUGCUGACCCGCCUGCCCGACGAGGCCAACGCCAAGGGCUGUGCCAUGUGCGUCCUCUACAACUACCUGUUCCUGGCCGGCGGCAUCACCACGGGGCCCGGCGAGCAGCGGGCCCGGCUCUCUGACAAGGUGUUCUGCUACAACCCCUUGACUGACACCUGGAGCCAGGUGAAGCCCAUGGCGCAGCCUCGCUCACAGCUGAAACUCCUGGCCCUGGACGGUUAUCUUUAUGCUGUGGGGGGUGAGUGCCUCUUCACAGUGGAGAAAUACGACCCCCGGGCGGACAGGUGGAGUCCGGUGGCCCCUUUGCCCAAAGGCGCUUUUGCUGUGGCUCAUGAAGCCACCACCUGCAGCGGGGAGAUCUACGUGUCAGGGGGAUCCCUCUUCUACCGCUUGCUGAAGUAUGACCCCAAGCGGGAUGAGUGGCAGGAGUGUCCAUACAACAGCAGCCGCCGGCGCUCUGCUGACAUGGUGGCCUACAAAAACUUCAUCUACCGGUUUGAUGUGAGCGGCGGUCGUGGGGAACAGGGACAGGCUGGGGCGGUGGAAGUCUUCCGGUACAAUACGGUGGCCAAGCACUGGAGUCAGUGCGCAUCCUUGCGCCCCAGUGGCACCCCUGUCCAGCCAUUCCGCUGCGCCGCCAUAGCCAACACCAUCUUCUGUGUCAACCGGACUGGAAUGUUGUGCUUUAACCUGUCCCAGAAUGGUGAGGUGGAAGCAGAUGGUGGAUUGAAAGGCACCUUUGACACAGAACUUCUCAAAGCCCCAUUUGAUACUAAAGGGGUCCUCCUCCCAUUUGUGCUUACCUUGCCCGAGAGAGAGAAAGCAGUGGAAUCAGAGAGCCCACUGGCAUUGUGAGAGGUGGCCUUUCCAAUAGGCAGCUCAAGCUAGGGCCCAGUGCCAUUUGGGGAUGUCAGUAGAGCAGGAACACCACCAAAAGAAAGGCCAGAGCAGGUGAAUGUGGUCUUGUGUUCUCCAAAAAUCAGUCGUGGUUGAGUGGGUGGAAGGGCUGUAUUCCGGCAGCAGAGGCAAAUCCGGGAGGUGAAAAGUCGUCUGUGCGUUACUUAACAACUUUGUAGCUGCAGAAGUUAAGUGAAGGCCAGUCUUAGAUGUCCUUAAUUCAUACACUGCAUGCAUUGCUUUGGAGGCUUACUGUGGUGUCCCACCUAAAGUGUUGACCAGCUGGCUGCAACCGUUCUAAGCUUUCUAGCGUACUUAAUGUAGAAAAGAACUCACCUCUCCACACAAGAGAACCAGUCAGUGAAAAGCUGCCAAAUAAAUUUAUUGUUGGGCAAUGUCUGUGCAACCUUCUAGUCUAGCAGUAUCCUGCAGCUGUCUA
This is a messenger RNA of Eublepharis macularius, 2458 nucleotides long. It is a transcript of the gene KBTBD11, whose product is annotated as kelch repeat and BTB domain containing 11. The transcript is spliced from 2 exons. The coding region runs from base 46 to 1977 and encodes 643 amino acids. The record is from RefSeq and is a predicted model, not a curated record. Gene Ontology annotation, molecular function: protein binding. NCBI's taxonomy places the organism in Eukaryota, Metazoa, Chordata, Lepidosauria, Squamata, Eublepharidae.